AUGGCAACAAAAACUCCCUGGAUGGUAUACCCGCCAGGCUUGAAUGGCGAAGGUUCAGAGAACAUUCGACUGGGGGCUAUAAUAACCGAUCCUUUCAACCCGAGUCAAAUUCUUACUACCGCAGACAAUUCGAUACUAGAUGCUUUUUACCCUCCAGUAGAGGAGAAUACUCAACUCAAUCACCAUCUUCUGUGGAUUGCAGACAAAGAUACCCCUUCGUUUUUGAGGCGUUGCUGGGAAAGUUUUUCCAGUGGGAUGUCGGUAAUAUCAGUCAAUUCGGAGAUGUUCACUAGGUAUCAACUUGAUGCGGAAGUCCUCGUGACGAAAGAAUUCAACAGUGAUCCUAGACUGACAGAGAUCAUGGCCCGGCUGGCGAAUCCUACAGUGGACCAAUUCAUGGACGAGCGUAUACGGGCACUCCUGGGACUCUGGAGUCGCGAAAACCCAGUGUAUAUGAUAACUGGGCUGAGAUAUGCGAAAGGAAGAAUUGCGUUCCGAGAGGCGGAAAUAAAGACAACUGAGUUUCGUUUCAGACACAACAUAGCCUCCCCCAUCAUUUGGACUGAUCGAGAUCCGAGCUACAGCUCGGAAAAGGUAUUCACUACGGAGGAGGAUAGACUUAUAGCAUAUAAGCUACUGAAGAUAGAAAAAUCCCAUAACAGGAAGGAUGGUUCCGACGACGAACUAAUCCUGAGUGAGGUCGUCGUGGAGGGCUCUGAGUGGUGUUAG
Trichoderma asperellum CBS 433.97 is the source of this 729-nucleotide messenger RNA. RefSeq lists its product as uncharacterized. The record is from RefSeq and is a predicted model, not a curated record. Lineage: Eukaryota; Fungi; Ascomycota; Sordariomycetes; Hypocreales; Hypocreaceae.